UCUUGCAAGUCGGGUGGCAUGACAACAGCAGCAGACAGGAACAUCGGCAGUUUCACAGGAGGAUGCAAUAUUCGUCUUCUGUUUGACAUAACGGCGAUAUGAGCGCCGACAAUUCCUGCCCUGACGUGUCGGUUCCUCUGAGGAAUCUCCUUAACUUUGUUCAGUGUAUUCGGGACCGCGUAAAAGAUGGAGAGUCAAAUGAGUCAAGUGGGGGCUUUAACCUGCAGAAUUUCUGGGAUACGCUGAAUCAAGCAGUCAAAGCAACUUCACAAGAAGCCACAAAACUCAGCCUUGCCUUCUCAAAGCCUCCCCUGCCUUCACCACAGGAUGGGGAGAGGUUUGCUGAAUCUAUUCAGAAGAGUGUUUUGGCGCUGUCCACAGUGUACUACUGGUUGCCCAAAAGCCAAGGCAUCACUAUGCGCAGGAUGGUCCGGGACGCCACUGUCGAGGUGUUAGAGGGGAUUGUGCAGCUGAUAGACAUCAUCCUCAGCACUCCCCUUCAGAGUUUGUCUCAGGAACAGCUGACAUCUACAGGGGGAGUGUGGUCAGCAUGUGACCAGUUUGUUCACCUGCCCAAAGAUAAUCAGGCAGCCGUGCUGGAAUUGCUGGCGUCCUAUAACGGGGUGGUGAAAGAUGCCAUUAGUGAGAUGGAACAGGCUCAAGCGGAAAGCCACGAUCCCUUCAGCGAUGUGCUGGAAGAGGAGGACCUGGACUCCCGGGGGAAUCAGGACACGUACUGGUCAGAGGCAGACCGGCAGCUCAUGGCUCCGUGUCAGGGUCUAAUGAAGGCCUCCGCAGCCUGCUUAAAAAAGCUGUCCGCCGCAAUAAAAGCCAACGGGAAAGUGGAUAGCCCAGAGCACAUUGCGCAACUGGACGAUCUUGCCGACAUCACCAAGGAAAUAAGCCCCAGUGUGGAUGACCUGGCCCUAAGUCUCUACCCACCUAUGGACUACUCAGGAGUGGAGCUGAAUGCAUGCAAACUGGCAUCCAUCCUGAAGAAAAUCCUCGACAUCACCAGGGCAAGUCACGUUUGUCUGGAGGGGGAUCUGAACUGGGUACAGUUCCUGGAUGGCGCAGUGGAUCACAACCUGCAGAAAGUCAAAGCCCUGGCCCAGGGAUCCAGCUAGGGGAGCAGGGCCUCCAGUUUGGCCCUGACUCUAAUGGACAGGGGAAAGAUGUGUGGAACCGUGUACCCUUACGGUUCACACUGUCCCCUUCUGUUUUUGAAAGCAAGGAGCCACAGCAUGGAAGCCUGCAAUUCCCACGUGUGAACAAUAUAAAAAAAGGUGUUUUCUGAACAACAAGCAUCUGUUCUAUUCAACAGUAUUUCAUUUUAUGUUGAAAUAUUUUGGGUUAGACAUUUAAUGAAAUAUGAACUAGUCCGUGUAAAUAAAUAAACCAGUUUCAGCAUGCUUUUCCUUGUGUGCCCUAUGAUGGAGUAAAUAAGACACAUUUCACUCUUCAUUGGUAAAAUGGAUGCUUUUAUUAAUAUUGUCUCAUGUUUUGUGCAUUGGUUAUGUUUACAGUCAGGAAACCAUCUCAGUGUGGACAGAAAGAAUUUAUAGUACCAACUGUUGCAGUAAUAGUAAAGCAGUAGCUUUAGUUAAAGGGCUUCUCUUCAAGCCUUAAGCACAAGAAAUGUAUUCAUUCACAGAGGAUACACAUUUGUGUAAAAGUUAUACAAAUUAUAAAAUGAGCAGGCAUGGUAA
This is a messenger RNA of Megalops cyprinoides (Indo-Pacific tarpon), 1709 nucleotides long. It is a transcript of the gene ccndbp1, whose product is annotated as cyclin D-type binding-protein 1. Bases 99 to 1127 code for a protein of 342 amino acids. The record is from RefSeq and is a predicted model, not a curated record. The transcript has 11 exons. Gene Ontology annotation, cellular component: nucleus. Gene Ontology annotation, biological process: regulation of cell cycle. Lineage: Eukaryota; Metazoa; Chordata; Actinopteri; Elopiformes; Megalopidae.